Messenger RNA from Lutzomyia longipalpis, 2257 nucleotides. RefSeq names its product nose resistant to fluoxetine protein 6-like. NCBI's taxonomy places the organism in Eukaryota, Metazoa, Arthropoda, Insecta, Diptera, Psychodidae. Gene Ontology annotation, molecular function: acyltransferase activity, transferring groups other than amino-acyl groups. Bases 130 to 2178 code for a protein of 682 amino acids. The transcript has 10 exons. The record is from RefSeq and is a predicted model, not a curated record.
UUGCCACCCACUUUCGUGCACGCCCAAGUCAUUUCCACCAUUCAUUUCACUUUCCGCACAAAGUGGUGCCCAGUUGAGAUCCGGAAGUUGUGCAACGUGGUCCGUGGUGUCCGUUAUACGUGAUUGGGUAUGCACCCCAAAGUCCUGGCCAUGUUGGCCUCUCUCCUAGCGUGUCUCCUCAACGUGACUGUUGAUGCUCAAUUUAACAUGAGUGAGUACUACAAGAUGCCCAAAUUGUAUCUAAUGGAUGACUACGACCGCUGUUUGGAUGAAUACAAUGUAUCCACCUACUGCAUUGCAACGUCCAUCAUUAAGCCUAAUGCCUCAUCAGCCCUUUGGGAUUACAUUGAGAAAUUUUCUGCAAAUAGGAAAAAACAUUUCCGGCAUGAUCACCUCCAACGUGGGAUUUGUAUUCAUGUGUGUCAGGAUUUAAUGGAUCGUUUUGAUUCUGACGAGCAAUUGUCCUACUUUCAGGAGGAAUUCCCCACUGAUUACGAGGUCAAGCUAGAUCCGCGGAUUUUUGCCAAAUCUCGACACUACCGGCAGCUGUAUGAUCAACUUAUAAAUCAAUGCAUAAAUUAUGAGCUAAUUAAUGCCCAUGAUCUCGUGGCAUUCUCGCAAAUUGAGUACUGUGUGACGAAUCAUGAGAUCCUUGAUUAUGAUUUUGUGGAUAUUUGCUUCUUCUUCGUACUGGUUUCCCUCAUAACGACCGUCUUUGCGUCCACAUACCUCGAUAGGAGACUCAAAAAGACACGUCCUGUGGAGGAGCAGACAACUGAGCACUACCGGAUGCCACUGCAGGGUCCUGCCAAUGGGCGCGUAACAUUCUCCUUUCUACGCAAUUGGUAUCGCCUAAUGUCUGGCCCUAAGACCAAUGCGGAUAAGGAUUUGCGUUGUAUUCAUGCCAUGAGAUUUCUUACGAUGUUUUGUGUCAUCAUCGGUCAUACCAUUCUUUUCCUCAAUGUUUUUCCCGUUCUCAAUCCACAAUACAUUGAAAUGAACUACUACAGAUUCAUCACAAUGAUCCUCAUAAAUGGGCAUACAGUCAUCCAGACUUACUUUGCCAUCAGUGGAUUCCUUUUAUCUGUUCAAUUUAUGGAUUACAAGGAAAAUCAAAAAGUUUUCCAUUUAUCCUACUUCUUUAAAGCCAUCUUCUACCGAUACGUACGCCUUACGCCCGUCUAUGCCUUUAUGAUCUUCUUUCAUGCCACCCUCCUCAUCGACGUGCAAUCCGGUCCACUGUGGAAGCACGUGGCGGAAACCGAAAAGUCCUUCUGUCGCUCCAACUGGUGGACCAAUAUUCUCUACAUCAACAACUACGUACGCGUAGAGGAGCCUUGCCUUCAGCAUGGUUGGUACCUUGCAACGGAUUUUCAGAUGUUCAUCAUUGGGUUAACACUGCACAUGAUCAUGUGGCGCUUCCCAAAGUCCACCAAACUCCUCCUUAGCAUAUCCGUGUUUGUCUCCUACCUGAUUCCCGGCAUUGUUACGUAUAGGAAUAAAUUCGAGGGUGUUGUAAUCAUACGUCCGGAGUCUCAAAAGUACGGCAUGUGGUUUGAUGAUGUCUACAAGAAGAUCUACAUUCCUACGCACACAAAUAGUGGCACUUAUUUGGCGGGAAUGGUGGCGGGACUUUUGUACAAUAAACUCAAGAAGAAGGAUCUCAAUCUCAGGCAGAAUCGAGCUUUCAUAUGGGCUUGGUAUGCUAUUGUCCCAACAGGAGCCCUUCUCCUCCUCUCUGCAUAUUGGUUCUAUGCGUGCACAAUGGAAAAACCAGCCUUCUGGAUUGCUAUCUAUGCUGCAAUCAUGAAAAAUCUCUGGGGUGUCCUUGGAGGAAUUCUCAUUAUUGGGAGUGCUUUUGGUGUUGGAUGGAUAGCACGCGAUUUUCUCUGCAACCCAAUUUUUCGACCACUUGGUCGCAUCACCUUCUGCGUCUAUCUUUGCCAUCCAUUCAUCUUGCGUGCAACAAUGGGCAAUGUUCGACAGCCAGUCUUUCUCAGUGACUCCACAAUUAUCGUCUACGUCUCAUCAACACUCAUCCUUUCAUACCUGGGUGGUGCUCUUCUGUGCAUUGUGCUGGAGCUUCCCGUAUCAGCCAUUCAGAAGCAAAUGCUUAAUCGCAAUAAAGUAGAUCCUGCUUUCUUGGACAACACCAUUGAGCUCGUGCACAACACAUGAAGCCUAUUUUUUUUUGCUCUUCGAAACCUCCAAGUUCAAAAAUCGGUAUUUUGUUAGUUUUAAUUUUAAAUAAAUUCCA